Messenger RNA from Homalodisca vitripennis (glassy-winged sharpshooter), 2283 nucleotides. RefSeq names its product frizzled-10-A-like. Bases 189 to 1733 code for a protein of 514 amino acids. The transcript has 2 exons. Gene Ontology annotation, biological process: canonical Wnt signaling pathway; non-canonical Wnt signaling pathway. Gene Ontology annotation, molecular function: Wnt receptor activity; Wnt-protein binding. NCBI's taxonomy places the organism in Eukaryota, Metazoa, Arthropoda, Insecta, Hemiptera, Cicadellidae. The record is from RefSeq and is a predicted model, not a curated record. Gene Ontology annotation, cellular component: plasma membrane.
CUCUCGGGCUGUCGGUCUGUCGGCGCGGUCAAAGAGAUUGAGGGGCGAGCGAGAACUGAGAAGAGCGCCGGUCGGAGUGGAAGGAGGAGAGGAGGAGGCUGCAUUCCGUCAUGGUCGACAGCGCUGCCUGAGCGGAGCGAGUGAAUGUGCUGCUAGUCCAGUUCGGUUUCAGUUGUGCUCAGAGCGGCAUGCGAGUCGUGUGGUUGGUGUCGGUAUGCCUGUGGGGCCUAGCCCCGGCAUGGGCACACAAAUGUGAGCGAAUAUCUAUCCCCAUGUGCCAAGAACUCGGAUAUAACCUCACCGUAAUGCCGAAUUUCGUCGGUCACGAAGAUCAGUUGCAAGCCGAACGAGGGCUGCAGGCCUUCAUGCCCCUGGUGCACUACAACUGCUCUCGCCACCUCCGCUUCUUCCUCUGCUCUGUGUUUGCGCCGCUCUGCUCUGAGCACGUGAUCGGCGCCAUUCCUUCCUGCCGAGGCUUGUGCGAGGAGGUGGAGGCGGACUGCCACCCAGUCAUGGAGACCUUCAAUUUCCCUUGGCCGGCGCUUUUCAACUGUUCGCGCUUCCCCGUCCCCGAGCGCAACGGAUUGUGCAUGCAGUUCCCCAACGCGAGUGAAGAAAAGGUCCGAGCCGCAUCGUGGUUGGAGCCGGCGAAGGCGACGACUCAUCAGUGUCCACCAGAUUUCACGAGAGCCAGAGAGCCUACGAUGGUGACCUGCAGUCCUCGCUGUGGUAGAGACGCUUACUAUCGGACAGAAGACAAACUGUUCGCGGAGCGCUGGAUGACCGGCUGGGCUUGGCUGUGCUUCCUGUCCACUCUCUUCACGCUACUGACGUUCUGGGUGGAACCCGCUCGCUUCCGAUACCCGGAGCGCCCCGUGGUGUUUCUCGCACUUUGUUACAACGCCAUGUCCCUCGUGUACAUCAUUCGGGGCUCGGUGGGACCGGACACCUUCACGUGUGUCAAGGCUACGGAAGGGUACGACGAGUACGUAGCCGUUGACGGCCUGGAAAGCGCUCCCUGCACCGUGGUCUUCCUCGUCCUCUACUACUGCAGUCUCUCGGCCAGCGUGUGGUGGGUCGUGUUGGCGACGGCCUGGUACCUCUCAGCGGCCAAGAAGUGGAGCAGUGAGGCGGUCUUCGGAUUGGCGUCUUACUUCCAUCUGGCGGCCUGGGCGGGCCCCGCCGUACUCGCAGUUCUGGCCCUCACCCUGCACAGAGUCUCCGCUGACGAACUCACCGGGCUCUGCCAAGUGUCGGAGACCUCCUCCAUCAGUUUCCUCGUCAUCCCGCACGGAGUGAUGCUGGGUCUCGGCUGUAUCGUGGCGGGACUAGGGGCUGCCGCUCUGGUCACGGUGCGCUCGGAACUGCGCCAAGCCGGGGGCAGUACGGCGAAGCUGGAGCGCCUGAUGACUCGGCUGGCGGUGUUCACCGCGCUGUACGUCCUGCCCGCCCUCGCCGGGCUGGCCUGCCUGGUGUACGAGGCUUGGCACCGCCCCCGUUGGCGUACCCUCGCCCUACUCUCUGCCCUCGACUGUCACGCCGCCCCCGGCUGUCUCCCUGGACCCUCCUACCACUCCGCCGGGGUCGAGGUGGUGCUGCUCCGCGUCUUCCUCUCCCUCGUGGUCGGCAUCACCUCGGGAAUGUGGGUGUGGUCCGGGAAGACUUGUCGCUCUUGGAGUCGGCUCUUUACCGCCCCCAGAAAAACCAGGCCUGUCCCCAUCACAAGGGUUUAAUACUCGUUCAUUGUAAAUACAUGUAAAUAUUAUGUAAACUAUCGUUAAUGUAAAUGCCCUGUAAAUAGUGUUGAUAAUUUAUUUUGUUCUAAUGUAAUAUUUCAUAAUGUAGGUAGUCGUUUACACUAAUUGCAUUAAUUCCGACUAAUUUCUCCACAAUGUUUUCAAGCUUGUAUAGUUAAGGAAUAGAACAUAUUCACAGCUAACUACUUUUAAUGGAUCAAUUUAUUUCUUAAAUUAAGAUAUUUACUUCAUGUCUGCAAAACUAUCCAAAAACUACACAGUAUAAAUGGUACAUGAUUGGAAUUUCGCAUAACAUUUUCUUGUAUAAAAUCUGUUUAUGUUGACAACUGGUGUCUGAAGAAGGCUUUAUUAAACAAAUUUAUUUAUCCGUCUAAUAAAUUAAAAUUUAUGUUGAAAUAAACAGGAAAUCUCGUGAUACUAUUAAUUUUUGCUUUGUAUGCAAAUUUUAUAAAUUGUAAGCUAUGUAAAUUGAUAUUUUAAUAUUAAGGUUUACACGAAAUAAAACAACUGUACAUAUAUUUUUAAA